AGCUUUGAAGGAGCAGCAGCAGGUUCUGUUUACACAUCCACCCGACCACGGCCGCUUCUCCCACUGGCCGCACACAACGCUCCAGAGUCCGCCUGCCAGCUCAAACCGUGGAGCGAAGGAGAGGAGCGCCGAGUGCUGGUUUUAGCGCGAGUGUGUGAGUGUGUAAGAGUGUAAACGGCAGGGAGGAGGUGCGGAGAGCUACAGGUUUUCUACUUUGCUCCGAGGCAAAGUAGACUUGUCAUGGACUUCAGAGGAGGUGGUGAAAGAGAAGAAAAGAAGUAGAACAUUUUGUUCUUAUUUUUGUUUGGGGGGAAAAACCUCGGCCACCCCUGCACACUCCACUGCCUUUUCUGUGGAGAGCAGAGGGAGUGAGAUCCAAAAAAAAACCUUUCCAAACUUGGAUACCCUGGAGUUGCCAUGUUGAUAUGUGUUAGCAGAGGACGACGGCAACAGGGAUUUUAAACAGGCAAAGGUGGACUUUGUCGAAUCGUUCCCCACGCCUCCUUCAGACUGAGAGAGCACACUCUACAGGUAUUGCGCCUUGCUGUCGCUGUGCUAUGCUGGAGAGCCCCCCAGGGACUAACACCAGAGCCCCUGUACCCGAGGGAGUCGUUUAGGCGGACACAUUUCUGAGCUUUUUCACCCGGGGGAACUAUGGAGUUUGACCUGCGAGACCGAGAGCCUUGCCUCUCCCCCGCUGCCUUCGUUAACCAGGUGCAAUACUCCAACAUCCUGGAGGGGAGGUUCAAGCAGCUGCAAGAUGAGCGUGAGGCGGUGCAGAAGAAGACCUUCACCAAGUGGGUGAACUCCCACCUGGGCCGCGUCACCUGCCGCAUAGGAGACCUCUACACUGACCUGCGGGAUGGACGCAUGCUCAUCCGCCUCCUGGAGGUGCUGUCUGGGGAGCAGCUGCCGAAGCCCACCAAGGGCCGCAUGCGUAUCCACUGCCUGGAGAACGUGGACAAGGCCCUGCAGUUCCUCAAGGAGCAGAAGGUGCACCUGGAGAACAUGGGCUCCCACGACAUUGUGGACGGCAAUCACCGCCUCACCCUCGGCCUCAUCUGGACCAUCAUCCUCCGCUUCCAGAUCCAGGACAUCAGCGUGGAGACCGGGGACAACAAGGAGAAGAAGUCUGCCAAAGAAGCCCUGCUCCUCUGGUGCCAGAUGAAGACUGCAGGGUACCCCAACGUGAACGUCCACAACUUCACCACCAGCUGGAGAGACGGCCUGGCGUUCAACGCCAUCGUGCACAAACACAGAUCGGACCUCAUUGAGUUCGACAACCUGAAGCGGUCCAACGCCCACUACAACCUCCAGAACGCCUUCAACGUGGCGGAGAAAGAGCUAGGCGUCACCAAGCUGCUGGACCCAGAAGAUGUGAAUGUGGACCAGCCAGAUGAGAAGUCCAUCAUCACCUACGUGGCCACCUACUACCACUACUUCUCCAAGAUGAAGGCCCUGGCUGUGGAGGGCAAGAGGAUCGGCAAGGUGCUGGACUACGCCAUCGAGGCAGACCAGCUGAUCGACAAGUACGAGACCCUGGCGUCGGAGCUGCUGCAGUGGAUCGAGCAGACCAUCCUGACCCUCAACGACCGGCAGCUGGCCAACUCCCUGAGCACCGUGCAGAACCAGCUGCAGGCCUUCAACACCUACCGCACCGUGGAGAAGCCCCCCAAAUUCACAGAGAAGGGGAACCUGGAGGUGCUGCUCUUCACCAUCCAGAGCAAGAUGAGAGCCAACAACCAGAAGGUGUACAUGCCCAGAGAGGGCAAGCUCAUCACUGACAUCAACAAGGCCUGGGAGCGCCUGGAGAAGGCGGAGCACGAGCGCGAGCUGGCACUGAGGAACGAGCUGAUUCGCCAGGAGAAGCUGGAGAUGCUCGCCGCCCGCUUCGACCGCAAGGCCGCCAUGAGGGAGACCUGGCUGAGCGAGAACCAGAGACUCGUCUCCCAGGACAACUUUGGCGUGGACCUGGGGGCGGUGGAAGCGGCCACCCGCAAACACGAGGCCAUCGAGACGGACAUCGGGGCGUACGGUGAGCGCGUGGCCACCGUGGAGUCGGUGGCCCGCGAGCUGGAAGCGGAGGGAUACCACGACGUGAGGCGCGUGCUGGCGCGGAGGGAUAACGUGCUGCGGCUGUGGGAGUACCUGAAGGAGCUGCUGGCGGCGCGGCGGGAGAGGCUGCACGCCCACAGGGACCUGCAGAGGCUGCUGCAGGAGAUGCGCUACAUCAUGGACUGGAUGGGAGACAUGAAGGGCCGCCUGCAGUCGCAGGACAGCGGGAGGCACCUGCACGACGUGGAGGACCUGCUGCAGACGCACACCCUGGUGGAGGCCGACAUCUCGGCCCAGGCAGAGAGGGUCCGCGCCGUGCAGGGAGCCGCCCAGCGCUUCACCUCCGACGAGCAGGUGUACAAGCCGUGUGAGCCAGCGCUGGUGGAUGAGAAGGUGACCCUGCUGGGCCGGGCCUACGACGACCUGGGCCAGCUGGCGGGCGAGCGGCGGGGCCGCCUGGAGGACUCCCGGCGCCUGUGGCAGUUCCUGUGGGAGCUGGGCGAGGAGGCGGCCUGGAUCCGCGAGCAGGAGCAGAUUCUGGCGGCGGGCGACUGCGGCCGCGACCUCACCUCCGCCCUGCACCUGCUUAGCAAGCACGAGGCCUUCAGGGACGAGAUGGCGGCGCGCUACGGCCCGCUGAGCAACAGCAUCGCCUCCGGGGAGGCCCUGGUGGAGGAGGGGCACGUCGGGGCGGCCCAGGUCACCGAGAGGAUCCGGGACGUGCGAGCACAGUGGGCACACCUGGAGGAGACCUCCCAGCUGAGGGAGCAGAGCCUGAAGGAGGCGUCGGCCAUGCACCAGUUCCAGACGGACGCCAACGACAUGGAGGCGUGGAUCAUGGAGACGCUGAGGCAGGUGUCCAGCCAGGAGGUGGGCCACGACGAGUUCUCCACCCAGACGCUGGCCCGCAAGCAGAGGGAGGUGGAGGAGGAGGUCCAGAGCCACCGGCCCCUCAUCGACUCCCUGCACGAGCAGGCCCAGAGCCUGCCCCAGGCCUACACGCACUCCCCUCAGGUGGAGGGGCGCCUGCCCGCCAUAGAGCAGCGCUACGAGGAGCUAGCGUCGCUGUCGGCGUCGCGGCGGCAGGCCCUGGAGGGGGCGCUGGCCCUCUACCGCAUGUACAGCGAGGCGGGGGCCUGCCAGCUGUGGGUGGGGGAGAAGGAGCAGUGGCUGGACAGCAUGGAGAUCCCCACCAAGCUGGAGGACCUGGAGGUGGUGCAGCAGAGGUUUGAGACGCUGGAGCCCGAGAUGAACAACCUGGGCACUCGCAUCACGGACGUCAACCAGGUGGUGGAGCAGCUGCUGGGCUCUGACAACCGCAGCAAGGAGCAGAUUCACCAGACCCAGGACCAGCUCAACGACAGAUGGAAGGAGUUCCAGCGGCUGGCGGAGCAGAAGAAGCAGGACCUGGAGUCUGCCCUGAACAUCCAGAACUACCACCUGGAGUGCAACGAGAUCCAGACCUGGAUGAGGGAGAAGACCAAGGUGAUCGAGUCCACCCAGAGCCUGGGGCAAACCUGGCUGGGGGUCAUGGCCCUGCAGCGCAAGCUGACCGGCAUGGAGAGAGACCUGGAGGCCAUUCAGGGUAAGCUGGACGACCUGAGGCAGGAGGCAGAGAAGCUGGCCCGGGAACACCCCGAGCAGGCGGACGAGAUCCACGCCCGCCUGGGCGGCAUCCAGGAGGUGUGGGAGGAGCUCAACGCCACCAUGAAGCGGCGGGAGGAGUCCCUGGGCGAGGCCAGCAAGCUGCAGGGCUUCCUGCGCGACCUGGACGACUUCCAGUCGUGGCUGUCGCGCACGCAGACGGCCGUGGCGUCCGAGGACAUCCCCACGUCGCUGGCCGAGGCCGAGGGCCUGCUCGCCCAGCACGAGAGCAUCAAGAACGAGGUGGACAACUACAAGGAGGACUACGAGAAGAUGCGGGCGCUGGGGGAGGAGGUGACCCAGGGCCAGACGGACGCCCAGUACAUGUUCCUGGCUCAGAGGCUGCAGGCGCUGGACACGGGCUGGCACGAGCUGCGCCGCAUGUGGGAGAACCGCCACAGCCUCCUGGCCCAGGCCUUCGACUUCCAGACGUUCCUGCGCGACGUGAAGCAGGCGGAGAGCUUCCUCAACAGCCAGGAGUAUGUGCUGUCCCACACCGAGAUGCCCUCCAGCCUGCAGGGGGCAGAAGAGGCCAUCAAGAAGCACGAGGACUUCCUGACCACCAUGGAGGCCAGCGAGGAGAAGAUCACCGGCGUGGUGGAGGCUGGCCGCCGCCUCGUCGGCGACCUCAACACCAACUCUGACAAGAUCGAGGAGAAGGCCGACUCCAUCCAGGAGAGACAUCAGAAGAACAAGGAGGCAGCUAACGAGCUCCUGGCGAAACUGAAGGACAACCGUGAACUUCAGGACUUCCUCCAAGACGGACAGGAGCUCUCUCUCUGGAUCAACGAGAAGAUGCUGACCGCCCAGGACAUGUCGUACGACGAGGCGAGGAACCUCCACAGCAAGUGGCAGAAGCACCAGGCCUUCAUGGCUGAGCUGGCUUCCAACAAGGACUGGCUGGACAAAAUGGACAAGGAGAGCCAGGCCCUGGUGAAGGAGAAGCCCGAGCUGCAGCCGGUGGUGCAGCAGACGGUGGACGGCCUGCAGGCGCAGUGGGAGGAGCUGGAGAGCACCACGCGCACCAAGGCGCAGUGCCUGUUUGACGCCAACAGGGCGGAGCUGUUCACCCAGAGCUGCUCGGCCCUGGACGGCUGGCUGAAGAACCUGGAGGGCCAGCUGCAGAGCGACGACUUCGGCAAGGACCUGACCAGCGUCAACAUCCUGCUCAAGAAGCACCAGAUGCUGGAGCACCAGAUGGAGGUGCGUGAGAAGGAGGUGCAGUCCCUGCAGUCCCAGGCCCUGGCCCUGUCCCAGGAGGACGCGGGGCUGGCCGAGGUGGACGGCCAGCAGAGGCGCGUCACCGACAGCUUCGGCCAGCUGCAGGAGCCCCUCAAGCAGAGGCAGCAGAGGCUGCUGGCCUCUAAAGAGGCCCACCAGUUCAACCGAGACCUGGAGGACGAGAUCCUGUGGGUGAAGGAGAGGAUGCCAUUGGCCAACUCCACCGACCACGGCAAGGACCUCCCCAGUGUGCAGCUGCUCAUCAAGAAGAACCAGACCCUGCAGAAGGAGAUCCAGGGCCACCAGCCACGCAUUGACGACAUCCAGGCCCACCGGCGGAGCAUGUCCCCGGGGCAGGAGGAGGUGGACGGGGAGAGGCAGGAGGCCCUGGAGGGCCGCCUGGCCGAGCUCAGGGACCUGUGGGCCCAGCUCAUCGCCGAGACAGACGAGCGGCACGUGCGCCUGGUGGAGGCCAACCGCGCCCAGCAGUUCUACACGGACGCAGCCGAGGCCGAGGCCUGGAUGGGGGAGCAGGAGCUGCACAUGAUGUCAGAGGAGAAGGCCAAGGAUGAGCAGAGUGCCAUGGUGAUGGUGAAGAAGCAUCAGAUCCUGGAACAGGCCCUGGAGGACUACGCCCAGACCAUCCACCAGCUGGCCAACAGCAGCCGCCUCAUGGUCACCAGCGAGCACCCCGAGAGUGAGAGGCUGACCCUACGGCAAGCCCAGGUGGACAAGCUGUACGCGGGGCUGAAGGACCUGGCGGAGGAGCGUCGCGGCCGCCUGCAGGAGAGGCUGAGGCUGACCCAGCUGAAGAGGGAGGUGGACGACCUGGAGCAGUGGAUCGCUGAGAGGGAGGUGGUGGCCGGCUCUCACGAGCUGGGCCAGGACUACGAGCACGUCACGAUGCUGAGGGACAAGUUCCGGGAGUUUGCCCGGGACACCAGCAACAUCGGGCAGGAGCGCGUGGACGGCGUCAACGGCCAGGCGGACGACCUGAUCGAGUCGGGCCACCCGGAGAACGCCACGGUGGCCGAGUGGAAAGACGGCUUGAACGAGGCGUGGGCCGACCUGCUGGAGCUGAUCGACACGCGCACGCAGAUGCUGGCCGCCUCCUACGAGCUGCACCGCUUCCACCAGGACGGCCGCGAGGCGCUGGGCCGCGUGCGGGAGAAGCGCGAGGCGCUCCCCUCGGAACUGGGCCGCGACCUCAACACCGUCCAGCACCUGCACAGGCAGCACACGGCCUACGAGCACGACAUCCAGGCCCUCAGCGGACAGGUGAACCAGGUGCAGGAUGACGCGGCGAGGCUGCAGAAGGCCUACGCCGGGGAGAAGGCGGAGGAGAUCCACCGCAGCGAGCGCUCCGUCACCGAGGCCUGGGAGGGCCUGCUGGGGGCCGGGCAGGCUCGCCGGCUCCUCCUGCUGGACACGGUGGAGAAGUUCAGAUUCUCCAACAUGGUGCGCGACCUCAUGCUGUGGAUGGACGGGGUCAACCUGCAGAUCGACGCCCACGACAGCCCCAGGGAUGUGUCCUCAGCUGGGCUGGUCAUCGCCAACCACCAGGACAUCAAGUCUGAGAUCGAGACCCGGGCCGACAACUUCACCGCCUGCUAUGAGAUGGGCAACACUCUCAACAACAACAACCACUACGCAGCUGACGAGAUCCGGGAGAAGCUGGACCAGCUCCAGGGUCGGAGGGCUGAGACCAACAAGAAGUGGCAGGACAAGAUGGACCACCUCCAGAUAGUCCUGGAGGUGCUGCAGUUCGGCCGGGACGCCUCCGUGGCCGAGUCGUGGCUGGCGGGGCAGGAGCCCCUGGUGAGGGCGGGGGAGCUGGGCGCCAACGUGGACGAGGUGGAGAGCCUCAUCAAACGCCACGAGGCCUUUGAGAAGCUGGCCCACGGCUGGGAGGAGCGCUUCAUCCUGCUGGAGAAGCUCACCACGCUGGAGGAGCAGGAGCGUCAGAGGAGGAUAGAGGAGGAGGAGAGGGCGAGGCGGCCCCCCACACCGCCCCCCACCGAAGUGGCCCCAUCCGAGGCCGAGAGCCAAGCACAUGAAUCUGCUGCCAGGACCAGCCUGGACCAGACCACCCUGAACCAGUCAGUAUCUGUGAAUGGAGUCCACAGUGACCAGGACACGUCCCAGGGCUCUGAGACAGACUCUGUGAACGGGCCGGGUCGAGACAGCGGCCUGGCCUCCUCCAGGCUGGACCCGUCGGCCACGCUGCCCAGCAGGGGCGGGGCCGAGUCGGGCCCCGACGCCAUGGAGGGCAUGCUCUGCCGCAAGCAGGAGAUGGAGUCACACAGCAAGAAGGCAGCUACCAGAUCCUGGCAGAACGUGUACUGCGUCCUGCGGAAGGGAAGCCUGGGCUUCUACAAGGACAACAAGAGCGCCUCCAACGGGAUCCCCUACCACGGGGAGGUGCCCAUCAGCCUGGGGGAGGCCGUGUGCGAGGUGGCCAACGACUACAAGAAGAGGAAAUACGUCUUCAAGCUUCGGCUAGGAGAUGGGAAGGAGUAUCUGUUCCAAGCUAAGGACGAGGGGGAGAUGAGCUCCUGGAUCCGCUCCAUCCAGGCCAUCAUCCCACCAGUGGGCUCAGGGGACCACUCUCCCGUGGGCCCCCGGGCCCUGAGCCGAGCCAUGACCAUGCCCCCCAUCUCUCCCAGCUCGGCCGAGGCCGGGGGCGUCACCAUGCGCAACAAGGACGGCAAGGACAAGGACCGGGAGAAGAGGUUCAGCUUCUUCGGCAAGAAGAAAUAAAGACAUUUUGGUGUCGAGGGGAGAAAUAACACACCGACUUCAACCCAAACAAUAUUUGUCAAAAAAAUUCCAACAAACUGAAACGGGCAGAAAAGGAAAAAGCGGUCUUGUUGCAUCAAACGCUUUGCUGUUCGGCCUCAGCCCUAAGGAGUCUCUCAACAACUACAACAGGCAGAGCUUGCUCUCUCUUUCUAUCUCUAUUCAUUUGUCAGUUAUUUCCCUUUAGCUAUCUGGAACCGUCUCCACAUCCAGCAUCACCCCUAGUACUCCUGUGUCCAUGGCUUUCGUGAGUUUUAGGCUUUUGGGCCAACAGAGCUAUAUUGGCCGGACUCACUAGUAGAUAACGAGGGGAUUCUUGUGGAAGCAGGGAUAGUCACUCCGUCUCUGGCCAAGAGAGAGUGAGGCUCCCCUCCAGUCAGAUCCCCCACCACUCUAGAUCCGGUUUGGGUGGAGUUAGCCAGGUUAGUUGGGUUAGCCUAGUCUGGAGACAGGCAGCUUACUUCAAUGCUGUUAAAGUGGCACGGGAGAGAGCGACCAUGGCACACGGUGCUACGGCAGGUUCCAUCUUGACCUGUUUUCUCAUCUCUCUCUCUUUUCUCCUUCGGAAGGACCACAUCCAUUUUGUUUUGGUAUUGAUGUUAAUAACUUUACCAAUAUUAUUGCUGUUAUUUUAUUUAUCUUUUUUUUGCUGUUGCAGGUUUGAGAAAAGAUAUUAUUUAAAAGAGUUUGUCAGUAGAAAUCUUGAGUAACGUUAAGGAGGAGAGUUUUGGAUGAGCGUACGAGACCACGUUGGUCUCGAUUCUGUUUGUUUUGUUCUCUUUUUAUUUUUCUUGGAAGGGAAUGUUCUGAGGCGUUUUUAAAAACGGUACAUUUUAGCAGUGUGCAGAAAGUGAUCAUCAUUGGGGAAAAUGAAAAAUAGAUAUUUAAAGUGGUUUUAUUUUCAAUUUUAUCUCAACUCUUACUUGUAUUUAAUUUUGUUCUUCUUCUGAGGGAUUAAUUCUGCAUUGAUUUGGAGUUGUUUCUUUAUAAAGCAGAGGGUUAGUUUUCUAGUAAGGGUGAGUGUGAGUUGUGGUGCUGUUGGUUUUGCACGUUUUCUGUUACUCUUGAUCAGAGGCAGCAAGUUGGGUGCCACUGUUCUAUCUUUACACACACACACACACACACACUCACACCAACGGAAGUUAAUGGGAUGGCUUCGAAAAAAAAAGGAAAGAAAAUGUUUUUUUGGUUUGAACAUGUAGAUGACACUGCUAAAUUGAUUAAACGUUCCUCCUGGAUGA
Molecule: messenger RNA, 8960 nt
Organism: Hypomesus transpacificus
Lineage: Eukaryota; Metazoa; Chordata; Actinopteri; Osmeriformes; Osmeridae
Gene: sptbn2
Product: spectrin beta chain, non-erythrocytic 1
Biological process (GO): actin cytoskeleton organization
Cellular component (GO): cell projection; cell junction; plasma membrane
Molecular function (GO): actin filament binding; phospholipid binding; structural constituent of cytoskeleton
Source: RefSeq, a predicted model, not a curated record